Rhagoletis zephyria (snowberry fruit fly) is the source of this 417-nucleotide messenger RNA. Lineage: Eukaryota; Metazoa; Arthropoda; Insecta; Diptera; Tephritidae. The record is from RefSeq and is a predicted model, not a curated record.
GAGUUCAAGGAGGCGUUCUCCCUGUUCGACAAGGACGGCGAUGGCACGAUCACCACCAAGGAACUGGGCACCGUCAUGCGCUCCCUCGGCCAGAAUCCCACCGAGGCCGAGCUGCAAGACAUGAUUAACGAGGUGGACGCCGACGGCAACGGCACCAUCGACUUUCCAGAAUUCCUAACGAUGAUGGCCCGCAAGAUGAAGGACACCGACUCGGAGGAGGAGAUUCGCGAGGCGUUCCGCGUCUUCGACAAGGACGGCAACGGCUUCAUCUCCGCCGCCGAGCUCAGACACGUCAUGACCAAUCUGGGUGAAAAGCUCACUGACGAGGAGGUGGACGAGAUGAUCCGCGAGGCGGACAUUGACGGUGACGGCCAAGUGAAUUACGAAGAAUUCGUCACGAUGAUGACAUCGAAAUGA